ACUCUGGGCUCUGUGUGUCUGUCACUGGAGCCAAGGAGUGUGGGAGGGCUUUCUACAACUCUUCAUAGAUUACCAGAUCCUGUCUUUAUCCUCAUCUCCUGUCUUACUGUGACUCUGUCUCUUACUCUUUUACUCUUUUUGUUUCUCUAAACAUUUUUGCUUCAGUCUGGGACCGAGUCUAACUUAUCAAGGACAAUCUGCAUAAAUAUGGUCAGCAUCAGUUUGCUGCGCACUGAAGAACAUCAGCACAAUUGGAAUUAAAUUGUCCAAACUGACAACUGGAGCAGCUUUCAAAGAAUUGAUUUUUCAAAGAAUCUUCAGCUGCAUCUACCUUCCUUCCUUUUCCACAACCACCGGCAUUCCGCUCCCAAAGGCUGUGCACCCCUCCAUGCUGACAGAGAGAGUCCCUGUCGGCCAGAUGUCCUCAGUUGUAGCCCCGGAAAAACCCACCUCCAACAUCAUGGGCCCCAAAGAGGUGGAGCUGAUCCUGGUGAAGGAGCAGAAUGGGGUUCAGUUCACCUCAACCACCUUAGUGGCUCCGACUCCUUCUCAGACCAACCCUAGUGGGGAGGAGGAGAGGGAGACCUGGGGGAAGAAAAUCGACUUCCUCCUGUCUGUGAUCGGAUUCGCCGUGGACCUCGCCAAUGUCUGGAGAUUCCCCUACCUCUGCUAUAAGAAUGGAGGAGGUGCGUUCCUGGUGCCAUACCUGUUCUUCAUGGUGAUAGCAGGCAUGCCUCUCUUCUACAUGGAGCUGGCUCUGGGACAGUACAACAGAGAGGGGGCAGCGGGGGUCUGGAAGAUCUGUCCCAUAUUUAAAGGUGUAGGCUUUACAGUGAUCCUCAUUUCCCUCUACGUUGGUUUCUACUAUAAUGUCAUCAUCUCCUGGGCGCUGUUCUACCUCUUCUCCUCGUUCACCAGCGAGCUACCAUGGGUCCACUGCAAUAACACUUGGAACAGUCCGAACUGCUCCGACUGGGCUGACAACAGCUCAGUCAGUGAUAUUUACAAGGCCACCCCUGCUCAGGAGUACUUUGAACGUGGGGUGCUCCACAUCCAGGACAGUAAUGGGAUUGAUGAUCUAGGCCGUCCACGCUGGCAGCUGACUUCCUGUCUAGCUGUAGUGAUUGUUCUGCUCUACUUCAGCCUCUGGAAGGGAGUCAAGACCUCCGGCAAGGUUGUGUGGAUCACAGCCACGAUGCCCUACGUGGUCUUGACUGUGCUGCUGCUCCGCGGAGUCACUCUGCCCGGAGCUAUCGAUGGCAUUAAGGCCUACCUCUCUGUGGACUUCCUGAGACUCUGUGACGCCAAGGUCUGGAUUGAGGCAGCAACACAGAUUUGUUUCUCUCUGGGAGUGGGGUUUGGUGUGCUAAUUGCCUUUUCCAGCUACAACAAAUUCAGCAACAACUGUUACAGAGACGCCAUCAUUACCAGCUCCAUCAACUCUUUAACCAGUUUCUUCUCCGGCUUUGUGGUCUUCUCCUUCCUUGGGUACAUGUCUCACAAGCACAAUGUAGCCCUGGACAAAGUUGCCAGAGACGGUGCUGGUUUGGUGUUUGUCAUUUACCCAGAAGCCAUUGCAACAUUACCUGGGUCAUCAGUGUGGGCGGUUAUCUUCUUCAUUAUGCUGUUGACACUGGGCAUUGACAGUGCUAUGGGUGGGAUGGAAUCAGUGAUCACGGGGCUGAUUGAUGAGUUUAAAUUCCUCCACAAGCACAGAGAGCUGUUCACCCUCUUCAUCGUCGUUGCUACCUUCCUCAUAUCCCUCUUCUGUGUUACAAAUGGUGGGAUGUAUGUGUUCACUCUGCUCGACCACUUUGCGGCAGGAACAUCGAUUCUCUUUGGAGUGCUUAUUGAAGCCAUCGGCAUCGCAUGGUUUUAUGGAGUGGACCGAUUCAGUGAUGACAUUGAGGAGAUGAUUGGCCAGCGACCAGGCAUGUACUGGAGGCUGUGCUGGAAGUUUGUCAGCCCCUGCUUUCUCCUAUUUAUGGUGGUGGUGAGCUUUGCCACGUUCAACCCUCCAAACUACGGCUCCUACAUGUUUCCUCCAUGGGCUAACAUGGUCGGGUGGUGUCUGGCCAUUUCCUCAAUGACCAUGGUACCUCUCUACGCCAUAUACAAACUCUGCACACUGCCUGGAAAGUUUUGCGAUAGACUGGCUUAUGCCAUCACCCCAGAGACAGAGCAUCAUUUGGUAGACAAUGGGGAGGUUCGGCAGUUCACACUGCAUCACUGGUUGGUGGUCUGAAAAAUACAAAGAGAGAGAGAGAGAAAGAGAGAGAGAGUGAAAGAGUGAGAGAGAGAGAGAAAGAGAGAAAGAAUGGGUGGAUGAAUGCAUGCACAGCAAAGGUCUGAAGAGUUAAGAAGAAGAAAGAAAUAGCCAUUUAAAUUGAUCACGAUGAUGUGGUGGUGGUGGGAGCAGUUUAAAAGUGCCGACAAAAAACCCAUAGGAAAUGUAAUGUUCUUUAAUUUCAACAGUGGUGUUUGAAGCUGUGUGUAUUGACCCUCUCCACCAUUGUGUUGACACUGGUGAAUGGGAUUCAAUCAAACAGGUAAUGUGGCAUUCUACGGAGCACCCUAAAGGUCACGUCAAGAAUUUUUUUGAGGAAUACUUUUGCAUUCCCUCGCAAUAUGUUUUGCGUUACCUCGCAAUAUUUUGCAUUUUCUCGCAAUAAAUUUUGUGUUCUCUCGCAAUACUUUUGCGUUGCCUCACAAUGCUUUUCUUCUUCCAUUCCUUCAGAGCCAUAUGUCUAUUUCUGCUAAGCUGCUCCUAGCACAACACAACAGUAUAUCAGCUUAUUGAAUUUUUCUUUGAACUGGGCAUUAAGUAUGCUGAUAUAGUACUACUGCUCAAUAGGCAUGGAUGGUUAGGCCUAUGUAAUUAGUGAAAGUAAAUUAAACGAAUUCUUAGAUCAAGAGGUCUCUCCAGAAGAAAGCAGUAUGUUAAUCUGCAGGGUGCUGUUAGUUUCAUUGGUGAACAGUUAGUGUACUCUGUACUGUUCUUUACCCCAGAGGGGUUUCACUAAGAAAAUGGGGACGUCUCCAGAGGAGGAAUUACAGAUGUGCAGUUGAAUCUACCUCAUAAAGCUAAUGUGCUGUAUUAGUCAAUAAAAGCAACAAACAAGAAGGUCACUGAAAUGCUGCAAACUGAGUCUGUGGUUCCGUCACAGAAUAUGUACAGACAACAUUGAACCACUUGCAGAGAUACAUCAGGAAUGCAGACCAACGCAAGUUGGAAAGCUUUUUGCAUUUUGGCACUGGGUCCUCUGUUCUUUGCACAAAACAAAUUAAAGUAACCUUCAAUGCUGAAACAGGUUUUGGUAGAAGGCUUGUUGCUCAUACAUGUGAAGCAAUAACUGAUGUUUCUUAUACAUACAGUUCCCAUACCCAGAAGUUUGAUAAUGUUCUAUCUGAUAACUUAUUUGCAGUGGACAUCAUAUAAGGCGAGGUGUCCAUAAACAAUGCUAAAUGCAUUAACUUGAGAAUCUCCAGACUACCUUCCAUUCCAAAUAGACAUACGGCUCAGAAGGAAUGGAAGAAGAAAAGCACAAACACAAAAUAUAUUGCAAGGGAAUGCUAAAUAUUUUGCAAGGGAAUGCAAAAGUAGUCCUCAAAAAAAUUCUUGACAUGAUCUUUAGGGGGCUCCGUAACAUUGCUUUCUCCAUAAAUAUGCUUCCUGAAGGUAAUACCAUGCAAGUUUUAGCCUGUCAGUUAUUUUUACUUUGCACUUGAUACAGUAUGAGAAAUGUUCUUAGAAUUGCUGGCAUAACCCAUUCAUAAGAAUGAGCAAUGAAAAGCCACAGGUGAAAGAAUCAAUGGUUUACUUUACAUUGUGUCAAGUGCAUAAUGCAUAGUAAAACUCAAAAUGGCAUGGUAUUUCUUUGAGGUAAGAUGUGCAAUUAAAAAGAUUCCACAUUUUGUUUAUGUGCAUGGGGUGGAGAUGUUAAGUUACACACUUGUGGAAGAGUUUAUUUCCAAAAUGCAGUUGGUUUUGGAAUUAAGGUUAAGGUGGCUUCUUUGCUUUCCAAUGUGUCAUUCUUGAUUAAAACUGAUUAAAAAAAAAAUUAAUUUUUUUUUAGCAGUCAGACAUGUAAUGAAUGCCACAGGUUUUAUUGAAUCCCAGUCCAUAUCUUGUUUAUAAUAUUUAUUUAUUUACUUGCUCUUCUUAAAUACUGUUAUAAUACACACAAUUCCUGCAGACUUCGAGAAAAAGACAACUACUUUUGUUUACAUCAAAACAAUUUCCAGGAAAGAACAGUUGCUACAUCAACAGACCAAAAUAACAUGAUUUGAAUAAACUUAAACUAUCUCUGAAUGUACAUUACCUGAGCUUUCUCACUGAGGUGGGUCCAAUUUUUUAAUAAACAAAAAUGACUCAUCAGUUACAAAUCAAUAGAAUUGAUUGUCUGAAAAUAAAAGUCACUUCUGCUUACCAUGUUCUUGUCUUUAGUUAUGUUGGAUGGACCAACAAAAACACAAUAUGACCAGUAGUGCAGUUGGGUAGUGUUAUCAAAUGUUGGUUCAUUUCAUUACAUGGGUAUGAAUAUAUUGUAAAAAAAAUACUAAAACUGAACCUGCCUGUAAUCAGACUUAAAUCUUGUCCUAGACUGGACAACUUCCAAAAAUAUAUCACUUACAAAAACAACAUCAUCAGCCACACUGCUGAUCUAAUCAACCAAAGACUAAUAUUAACUCAGAAAUUCAGAUACUGCUACUACUCUCACAUGAGAAUAUUUUGCCAAGGGAAUUUCUUUCUUUUAAUCAAUAGACCACUUGAUUGUUAACUUUAUCAUAGGUUAAUCACUCUUUCCCGUUAUAACAAAUGAGUGCCAAUGCACAUUCUUUUUUCAUUUUUGUUUAAGUGAAGAUUUGUUGUGUGUUUUUCCCACAAAGUUUCAGGUGGUUAUUUGAAAGCUAUGACUAUCACAUUUGCAGAAAGCAUAAAGCUUUAAUUUUACAGUUUACAGAAUCUUAUUCAGUAUUUAAAGACUGUUUAAAAAGCUCAUUUUUAUUGAACUGCAAAUGAAUAGUGUGUAAUGUAAUAUAUGAAGUAAUUUAAGUUAAAUAUCUGUGUAAGUAAAUGUAAUGUAGAGGGGCUUGUAUCGUAUUGUACUGUAUGAUAUUGAAUAACAAGACUAACAAGAUUAUAUAUGUACACACAUAUAUAUAUAUAUAUAUAUAUAUAUAUAUAAUAUAUAGAUUAUUGCUUUGUUACUGUGAAGUUGAUAUAUAUUAGCCUUAAGGAUCUUGAUGAGAAUUACCUGGAAAAUCCAUAUAAACUUUCUUCUCAUGAACUUUCUGUUUAAUCAGUUCUGUUUAAUCAGAAUAAAACAUUUUUCCAACUGGUUAGCAAUGACUUGUUUUCACAUUGUGGUACAUGUUACACACUGAAGGGUUAAUUGUGUCCCAAAUUGUAUGCCUGUGCUGCUGUACUGUGCCUUGUGGUGUUUAUGACUGUAUGACUUUGUUUUGUACUGUCAAAUAAAGUAUAAUUAAUGAAAUUAUUACAUUUAAAAUGUCA
Molecule: messenger RNA, 5518 nt
Organism: Siniperca chuatsi (mandarin fish)
Lineage: Eukaryota; Metazoa; Chordata; Actinopteri; Centrarchiformes; Sinipercidae
Gene: slc6a3
Product: solute carrier family 6 member 3
Exons: 16
Coding region: 389-2245 (618 amino acids)
Biological process (GO): dopamine uptake involved in synaptic transmission; sodium ion transmembrane transport
Cellular component (GO): presynaptic membrane; neuron projection; neuronal cell body membrane
Molecular function (GO): dopamine:sodium symporter activity; norepinephrine:sodium symporter activity
Source: RefSeq, a predicted model, not a curated record